GAACACAAGCGCUCCAUCACGAAUGGAGGUUCCUGUUGCUGUCCGCGGUCUGCCUUGUUAUCUGUACUGAGAGUGAAGUGUUAUAGCUAAAGAUUAGCUUUGCGUAAAAUGUCUAGUUGCAUAUUUCAACAGUGAGUGCUCAUAUUCGUGUAAGUUACUGCUUACGCACCCGAAAGGAAAACGUUUUAUACAGUGAUGGCAGAGGAAAGGCGUCAGAAGCAGUGCUCGGUAGUCCUCCCUACAGAGUCCAUGAAGGCAAUGGCAGAGUCGGUGGGAGUGGGCCAGUUACAGGAGGAUAGCUGCACAGCCCUAAGUGAAGAAGUCAGUUACAGAAUUAAAGAAAUUACACAGGAUGCUCUUAAAUUCAUGCAUCAUGGGAAGAGGCGUAAACUAACCACCAGUGACAUUGAUAAUGCCCUCAAACUUAAAAAUGUGGAGCCCCUCUAUGGAUUCCAGUCGCAAGAGUUUAUCCCUUUUCGUUUUGCAAGUGGUGGCGGCAGAGAGCUUCAUUUUUAUGAGGAGAAGGAAGUGGACCUGAGUGAUAUUAUUAACACACCUCUCCCCAGAGUUCCUCUGGAUGUGUCUCUUAAAGCCCAUUGGUUAAGUAUUGAGGGGAUUCAACCUUCUAUUCCGGAAAAUCCACCACCAGCACCAAAAGAACAACAAAAAGCUGAAUCCACUGAGCCCCUCAAAGUUGUCAAACCCGGUCAGGAGGAAGAUGGUACCAUUCAAGGCAAAACUCAGGGGGCACCGGCUGCUGAUGGCAAAGGAAAAGAGAAGGGUCCCAUCAGGUUGAAACCUCGCAGCACGCAUGAGCUUUCUGUGGAACAACAACUCUACUACAAAGAGAUCACUGAAGCAUGCGUGGGAUCCUGUGAAGCCAAGAGAGCUGAAGCCUUGCAAAGUAUUGCCACAGACCCGGGACUGUAUCAGAUGCUUCCAAGAUUCAGCACCUUUAUUUCAGAAGGAGUUCGUGUUAAUGUGGUGCAAAACAACUUGGCUCUGCUGAUUUACCUCAUGCGGAUGGUCAAAGCACUGAUGGAUAACCCCACGUUAUACCUGGAGAAAUAUCUGCAUGAGCUCAUUCCGGCUGUGGUGACAUGUAUCGUGAGCAAGCAGUUGUGUUUGAGACCAGACGUUGACAACCACUGGGCUUUACGGGACUUUGCCGCUCGCCUUAUGGCGCAGAGUUGCAAAACCUUUAGCACCACAACCAACAACAUCCAGUCUCGCAUCACCAAGACUUUUACUAAGAGUUGGUUGGAUGACAAAACCCAGUGGACAACGCGAUACGGUUGCAUCGCUGGACUUGCUGAACUGGGACCUGAUGUGAUCAAAACGUUGAUCCUUCCUCGGCUUGCUGUAGAGGGCGCUCGCAUCAAAGCAGUGAUGGAAGGACCGGUGAUCUCCAACAUUGAUAAGAUUGGAGCGGACCAUGUUCAAAGUCUUCUACUGAAACACUGUGCCAGUGUCAUUGCCAAGAUUCGACCUCCACCUGACAACGUGGAACAAUAUCGGAUUGACUAUGGUUACCUCGCACCCAUGCUGUGCUCCCAUGUAAUGAAGGCUCGGACUCAAGCUGCAAUGCAAGCUCAGCAAGUCAACAGAACAACGUUAACAAUCACACAGCCUCGUCCGACCCUCUCUGUCUCACAAAGUGGACUCAGUGCAUCAACAGGCCCUCGCACUCCCAGUAUCAUUAAAGUUCCAAGCUCCCUCACCCUGAUGUCGCCGAGACCAGGGACCCCAUCACAGCCAUCGCCCCCUGCCACCAAGUAUAUCGUCAUGGGAACCAGCGCAGGAUCCGCCUCAACGCAGCAGCAGGUAAUCACCAUCAACUCUUCCCAGUCUGCUUCAACGGUUACAAGCACCGUACCCAGUGCCACGUCAACCUUGCAGCCCUUGGUAAAAGUAGAACCAGGAAGUGGCCCCACACUCCCCGGUUCGCGACCCAUGCAGAAGUACAUAGUGGUAUCACUUCCCUCAUCCAACUCUUCCAUGGAGAAUAAGGGUUCUGUAAUCCCAACACCCAUCUCAACCACACUAGAACCGACGGGGAAGACGGACCGUUCAGAGUCUCCCGGUGCGAGCACACAGUCGCCACACUGACACUUUUUACUGGAGAUUUAACAUGCAUUCAAGGACUGUGUUUGGGGUUGACGCGAAAACUUCGAAAUGGUGCAAAGGCAGGUGUUUAAUCAUACACUGUAAAUAUACGAAUGCCACACAAGAGGCAAUCUGUCACAGUUUCUUCCUCAGUUCCAAUUGAUUUCAUGCUUUUUUUAAUUUUUAUUUUUACUCAAAAAUAAAAUUUCACUUUGUAUUUGUAUU
Messenger RNA from Hippocampus comes (tiger tail seahorse), 2331 nucleotides. RefSeq names its product TAF6 RNA polymerase II, TATA box binding protein (TBP)-associated factor (gene taf6). Bases 196 to 2109 code for a protein of 637 amino acids. Gene Ontology annotation, molecular function: RNA polymerase II general transcription initiation factor activity; transcription coactivator activity; protein heterodimerization activity. Gene Ontology annotation, biological process: RNA polymerase II preinitiation complex assembly; transcription initiation at RNA polymerase II promoter. The record is from RefSeq and is a predicted model, not a curated record. Gene Ontology annotation, cellular component: transcription factor TFIID complex; SLIK (SAGA-like) complex; SAGA complex. The transcript is spliced from 15 exons. Lineage: Eukaryota; Metazoa; Chordata; Actinopteri; Syngnathiformes; Syngnathidae.